Molecule: messenger RNA, 1390 nt
Organism: Prinia subflava (tawny-flanked prinia)
Lineage: Eukaryota; Metazoa; Chordata; Aves; Passeriformes; Cisticolidae
Gene: BRIX1
Product: biogenesis of ribosomes BRX1
Biological process (GO): rRNA processing; ribosomal large subunit assembly
Cellular component (GO): nucleolus
Molecular function (GO): rRNA binding
Source: RefSeq, a predicted model, not a curated record
AUGGCCGCGGGGCGGGAGCGCGGCGGCACGGCGGCCGCAGCGGGCCGGAGCACAGCGCAGGGGCGGCCGCAGCGAGGGCGGGCACGGCGAAGGCGGGAGCGGGAAGUGAGAUCACAGCCUCGCCGGCACAGGAAAUGCGAGGCAGGAAGCACGACACGGGAAGGGGAGCGGGCGAGCAGCGAGCGCGGCAUGGCGUGCGGACAGAUGGCGGCCAAGAGGAAGCGUGGAGCGCCGGCCGCGGGGAAGGCGAAGCGCGCCAGGAGCGCCCCGGGCGCGGGCGAGGCGGUGCCGGAGGGCGGCCCGCCGCAGGAACACAGCGGCCCGCCGCAGGAAUACAGCAUCCCGCCGCCCGUGUCCCAGGGCAAAUGGAAAAACAAGGAGCGAGUGCUGAUAUUCUCCUCUCGUGGAAUUAAUUUCAGAACAAGACAUCUAAUGCAGGACUUAAGGACAUUGAUGCCUCACUCUAAAGCAGAUACAAAAAUGGACCGUAAAGACCAGUUAUUUGUAAUAAAUGAGGUGUGUGAAAUGAAAAACUGCAAUAAAUGCAUCUUUUUUGAAGCCAAAAAGAAACAGGAUCUCUACAUGUGGCUUUCAAACACACCACAGGGACCAUCUGCUAAAUUCUUGGUGCAGAAUGUUCACACACUGGCUGAAUUGAAGAUGACAGGAAAUUGCCUAAGGGGUUCAAGACCCCUUUUGUCUUUUGAUCCAAUAUUUGACCAGGAGCCACACUAUGCCCUGCUAAAAGAAUUGUUUAUUCAGAUAUUUAGUACACCACAGUACCACCCCAAAAGCCAGCCUUUUGUCGAUCAUGUUUUCACCUUCAGCGUCACUGAUGAAAGGAUCUGGUUUCGCAAUUACCAGAUAAUAGAAGAAGAUGCAUCUCUAGUAGAAAUUGGGCCUCGUUUUGUCUUGAACCUCAUAAAAAUCUUCCAAGGCAGCUUUGGAGGACCAACUCUGUAUGAAAAUCCUCAUUACCAGUCCCCAAAUAUGCAUCGCCGGCUGAUAAGAUUGUCAGUUGCAGCUAAGUUUAGAGAGAAGCAGCAAGUAAAAGAAGUGCAAAAGAUUAAGAAAAAAGGGACUAAGGUCCUUGUUGAAGAAGAUCCUACCGAAGUGGUCUUUGAAACGCCAGCUGAAGAGAAGCCAGUGGAAAUACAGCUUGUGAAACCAGAGUCGAAGCCAAUUGUUAAAGACAAGAAGAAGCUACGCAAAAUUCAGAGGAAGAAGCAAAAAAAGCUAUUUAGAACUGAAGGAUCUGCGUAAGUGUUACAAGGGAUGAAACUUCAUACAAUAUCAAGUGAAUAUUGUAAAUAUUUGAAUUUACAUUGUAUGGACAAACACGUCUGAACUUGUUUUUUAAGUAAACAAAAUAUACAUUUCUUUAUAAAGA